Molecule: messenger RNA, 785 nt
Organism: Eucalyptus grandis
Lineage: Eukaryota; Viridiplantae; Streptophyta; Magnoliopsida; Myrtales; Myrtaceae
Product: MLP-like protein 328
Exons: 2
Coding region: 90-545 (151 amino acids)
Biological process (GO): defense response
Source: RefSeq, a predicted model, not a curated record
UUUUUUUCUCAUCACGGGUCAGUGUUGUAACAAAUUUAGAGAAUUUUGGUGUCUCAACACAAUUAUCACUCAGAAAAAAAAGGGGGGGAAUGGCAAAUUUGCAUGGAAAACUAGAAGCUGAAGUCGAACUGAAAUCACCAGCCGACAAAUUCUUCAAACUUUGGAGGAGCGAAACCCACAAAAUGCCUACUGUCUCCUCCAAAAACGUUCAAGGACUCAAUCUUCAUGAAGGCGACUGGGAUCAGCAUGGAGCUAUCAAGAUUUGGAACUACACCGUUGAUGGAAAAUCUGAGCAGUUCAAAGAGAAGGUCGAGUUCGAUGACAACAACAUGUCAGUCACCCUCCACGGCAUCGAGGGCCACAUCUACGAUGUGUACAAAGUCUACAAGCCGGUGUGCAAGGUCAUCCCGAAGGAGGAAGGCAGUGUGGCUAAGCUGAGCAUCGAGUACGAGAAGUACAAGGCGAGCGACCCUAACCCCGACAGCUACAUGGCCGUGUUCAUCGAGAUGACCAAGGACAUCGAUGCUCACGUUUCAAGCGCAUGAACGAAAAGAUUAUGGCAUGACUAUGAUCGUAUAUGAAGUUACGCUAUAUAAUGCUUGAGAUUUCUAGUUCUUUCCCGUACCGUGAUGAUCCAAUAAAUCAAGCUGGUUGAUCAGGUGAUUUGAAGCUUGAGCUGGGUAUUUGGGGACAUGAGAUAUUGUGUAUCUUGUCCAUGUGUAAUUGUGCUUGUAAUAAGACUUGCAGUUUUUGCAAAAUUAUAUGGUUAUGGGGAAGCUAGUACA